Messenger RNA from Balearica regulorum gibbericeps (East African grey crowned-crane), 345 nucleotides. NCBI's taxonomy places the organism in Eukaryota, Metazoa, Chordata, Aves, Gruiformes, Gruidae. The record is from RefSeq and is a predicted model, not a curated record.
AUGACUCAGCAGGGAGCUGUUCUUCAGUGUUACAAUAAUGAGCUAGUGAAAUGCAUUGAAGACUUGUGUAUGCAAAAAGAAGAGCUAAACAAACAAAUCCAGCAAGCAGAAGAGGAGAAAAAUAAACUCCAGCAUGAAAUACAAGUCCUCAAUGAACAACUGGAGUGUGUAUGUGAAAACCUGGCCCAAAAAGUAGCUUCACGGAAUGAGCUCGAUAAAAUUCUUGCUGAAACUGAAGCUGCUUAUAUGAAGAUUUUGGAUAGUUCUAGAACUUUGCUUAAUGUCCUGAAGAAGGAAGUGGGAAGUUUAAAGCAUACACCAGAACUGAAAACCAAUGUAACAUGA